Molecule: messenger RNA, 1188 nt
Organism: Caenorhabditis briggsae
Lineage: Eukaryota; Metazoa; Nematoda; Chromadorea; Rhabditida; Rhabditidae
Gene: Cbr-nhr-157
Product: Protein CBR-NHR-157
Exons: 5
Coding region: 1-1188 (395 amino acids)
Biological process (GO): regulation of DNA-templated transcription
Molecular function (GO): sequence-specific DNA binding; DNA-binding transcription factor activity; zinc ion binding
Source: RefSeq, a predicted model, not a curated record
AUGGGCGACAUCUCUCCAGCCUUAUCUGAAUAUUCACUUAUCUCGGAACCAUCUCCAUAUACUGACUAUUCAACAUCUUUCGUCAAUUCCAGCUUUCUCCCCUUUUCAGGAGCCCCUUCGAGCCCCAGAUCUUUCAAUUCUCUAUUUUCCUUUGUUUUUCCUGACACGUCUCCCUCUUGUUCGAAGACAUCUCAGUCCCCGACAAAUUCAGUUUUUCCAACAUGUUCUAAAACCACACUCGUUCCCAUGGAAAACUCCUUCCGAAAGUGUGUAAUAUGCAAACGUCCAGCAUUCAGUCACAAUUAUGGUGUCCUUUCCUGUGACGCUUGUAAAAUGUUUUUUCGACGCGUCGUGACCCUCAAUCGAGAUUACCAGUGCAAGAAGGGUGGGGCAUGUACACCGAAGGAAAAAACAACAACUUGCAAAGGAUGCCGAUUUAAAUUGUGCCAAGAUUCGGGAAUGACUUUUCAACCCAAUUUUAUGGAUUUGAAGGACACGGAUCAAAAAAUUGAUGUGACUAACAUUCUUGGAGUACUGUUGUUUUUGGAUGCCAGGAGAAGUAAACAAAUGAAAACACAGUUCACAGAUGAGAAUUUCUCAUUGGUUCAGGUCUUGGAGAAUAGAAGAAUGAAAUUGAAGGCAAGGAGAGUUCAAAACUUGACUAGCCAUGACUGGUCCUUUUUUGGGAUUUACACCUCUAUCGAAUUUUUCAUGUCGUUAGAUUUUAUGGCAGAUGAGCGUUUGCAAACAAAAGAUAAGAAAAUUCUUAUAAGCAGUUUCUGCGUCAAAGCAUCGUUAUUUGCCAGUGCUAUGAGAGCAGUGAAGGAGAAGCGAGAUAAGCUGAUGACUGUUGACGGGAAGGAUGUUUAUCCGGAUGAAAUUAUGAAAUUCAAACAAUUUUCUCUGGAAUUCCUGAAACGAAUUAGAAGUCUUCUAGUUGCAAAAAUGAUUGAACUGAGAUUGACAAAUGAAGAAUUUGUUUUGUGCAAUGUGAUACUUUUCUGCAACCCAGCGCUUCUGAUAACCGGAACAGAUCAAGAUGUGAUUGUCGACAACAGAAUGCGUAUACAUCAGCUCUUCUGGAAUACUGUAACCUGGCAUACGGGAAAAAUGGACCAUCAAGGUUCACGGAUCUUUUAUCCUUAUUCCACGUCAUCAACAAAAAUUUUGAAGAUGUGCAGGCAAUGA